This is a messenger RNA of Lepus europaeus (European hare), 1005 nucleotides long. Its product is annotated as butyrophilin-like protein 1. The coding region runs from base 1 to 1005 and encodes 334 amino acids. The transcript has 6 exons. Gene Ontology annotation, biological process: regulation of cytokine production; T cell receptor signaling pathway. Gene Ontology annotation, molecular function: signaling receptor binding. Lineage: Eukaryota; Metazoa; Chordata; Mammalia; Lagomorpha; Leporidae. Gene Ontology annotation, cellular component: external side of plasma membrane. The record is from RefSeq and is a predicted model, not a curated record.
AUGGGGAGUUUCCUGGUGUGGCUGAGUGACCCAGGAGCUCUGAGGGAGGACCCCGGGGUGCUCUGUGCUCAGUUCCCAGCCUGUGUCUCUCAGUUCUCAGUUUGUUCUGUGUUCACAGAUGAGUUCCAGGUGAUUGGCCCCUCAGAACCCAUUAUGGCAGAGUUGGGUGGUGAGGCCACUCUGCCCUGCUACCUGCUUCCGCCAAUGAAUGCAGAGGACAUGGAGCUGCGGUGGUACCGCACCAAGUUCUCAGAAGAGGUGUUCGUCUAUCGGAACCACCAGGAACAGCACAAGGAGCAGAUGCCCCAGUACGCAGGGCGGACCUCACUGGUGAGGGACCUCCUCACCCAGGGGCAGGCUUCCGUUCGCAUCCUGAAGGUCCGGGCUUUGGACAACGGGAGGUACACCUGCUUCUUCCAGAAGGGAGGCCGCUAUGCAGAGGCCAUUCUGGAACUGAAGGUGGCAGGUCUGGGCUCUGCCCCUCAAGUGCACAUUGAAGGGCCAGAGAAGGACGGGGUCCGUGUGGUGUGCAAGGCCUCGGGCUGGUUCCCGAAGCCCCAGGUGCGGUGGACAGACCUCAGCGGGAAGAAGUUCGUGGAGUUCUCUGAGGCCCAUGCCCAGGACACAGCAGGGCUGUUCAGCGUGGAGGCGGCUCUGGUGGUGAGAGACAGCUCUGCAGGGAGUGUGAGCUGCUCCGUCCUCAAUCCCAUCCUGGGCCAGGAGAAGGCGAUGGCCGUGUCCAUCCCAGAGCCCUUCUUCCCGCAGGCCUCUCCCCGGAAGGCAGCUUUUGCUGGGAUCCUGACGGUGCUGGGGCUCCUGCUCUUUGGGGCUGGCUGCUUCACCAGGAGAGAGCACUCUGCAAAGCUGCAGGAGAGGCAGAGACAGGAGAAGCUGCGCCGGGCUAAGGAGGAGGACCAGCGGGCAAAGGAGGAGGCACUGAAGGCCAGAGAUGAGCUCCAGGCAGAACUCGAUCAGAGGAAGACAGCUUACCUGGCUGGUGAGUGA